CCCGGCUCCCGGCGGCCAACCUGUGUCUGCGGGGCGGCGAGCGGAGCUUCCUCCUGUCAGCGCCGGGCCGCGCCGGCCGCCCGCGCCUUCCGCCCGCGAGACUCUCGGCGGGGCCCCGGGCGAGCGGAAGGCUGCGCCGAGGAGGCCCGCGCGAUGCGCUCGUCGUCGGCAGCGGCGGCCCCGGCCGGCUCGCUGUGGGGGGAGUCGCUGCAGGCCCUGCCGCCCCCCGCCGCGCAGCCGCCGCCGACGCUCAACCGCCUGCCCGAGCCGCUGCUGCGGCGCCUCAGCGAGGGCUUGGACCGCGCGCCCGAGGGCCGCGGCUGGAGGCGCCUGGCCGAGCUGGCGGGCAGUCGGGGGCGCGUCCGCCUCAGCUGUCUCGACUUGGAGCAGUGUUCUCUUAAAGUCCUGGAGCCUGAAGGAAGCCCCAGCCUGUGCUUACUGAAGCUGAUGGGGGAAAAGGGGUGCACAGUUGUGGAACUGAGUGACUUCCUGCAUGCUAUGGAGCACACAGAAGUUCUCCAGCUUCUCAGCCGCCCUGGAUUAAAGAUCACUGUAAACCCAGAAUCAAAGGCAGUCUUGGCUGGACAAUUUGUGAAAUUGUGUUGCCGGGCAACUGGACAUCCUUUUGUGCAAUAUCAAUGGUUCAAAAUGAAUAAGGAGAUUCCCAAUGGAAAUGCAUCUGAACUUGUUUUUACUACUGUACAUGUAAAAGAUGCCGGCUUUUAUGUCUGUCGAGUUAAUAAUCAUUUUACCUUCGAGUUCAGCCAGUGGUCGCAGCUUGAUGUCUGUGAGGCCACAGAAGUAACAGGAAGCUUCCAAAGAACUUGGGAUGGUGUCUCUGAAUCCAGAUUGCAGAUCUGUGUGGAACCUAAAUCCCAAAAACUAAUGCCUGGCAGCCCCUUGCUGCUACAGUGUGUAGCUGUUGGAAGCCCCAUUCCUCACUAUCAGUGGUUCAAAGAUGAGUCACCGUUAAUACACGAGACCAAAAAGCUGUAUAUGGUGCCGUAUGUGGAUUUGGAGCAUCAGGGAACCUACUGGUGUCACGUAUAUAAUGAUCGGGAGAGUCGAGACAGCAGGAAGGUGGAAAUCACGAUAGGAAGAACAAAUGAGGCAGUGGAGUGCACGGAAGAUGAAUUACAUAAUCUUGGGCAUCCUGAUAAUAAAGAACACACAACUGAUCAGCCUUUGGCAAAGGACAAGGUUGCUCUUCUGAUAGGAAAUAUGAACUACCAGGAGCACCCGAAGCUCAAAGCUCCUUUGGUGGACGUGUAUGAAUUGACCAACUUGUUGAGACAGCUGGACUUCAAAGUGGUGUCACUCCUGGACCUUACUGAGAACGAGAUGUGCAAUGCUGUGAAUGAGUUUUUACUGCUUUUAGACAAAGGAGUCUAUGGAUUAUUAUAUUAUGCGGGACAUGGUUAUGAAAACUUUGGGAACAGUUUUAUGGUCCCUAUUGAUGCUCCAAAUCCAUAUCGGUCUGAAAACUGUCUGUGUGUGCAAAAAAUACUGAAAUUUAUGCAAGAAAAAGAAACAGGACUCAAUGUGUUCUUGCUGGAUAUGUGCAGGAAAAGAAAUGACUACGAUGAUACCAUUCCCAUCUUGGAUGCUCUGAAAGUUACUGCCAACAUCGUGUUUGGAUACGCCACGUGUCAGGGAGCAGAAGCUUUUGAAAUUCAGCAUUCUGGAUUGGCAAAUGGAAUCUUCAUGAAAUUUUUAAAAGAUCGAUUAUUAGAAGACAAGAAAAUUACUGUACUGCUGGAUGAAGUUGCAGAAGAUAUGGGAAAAUGUCAUCUCACCAAAGGCAGGCAGGCGCUCGAGAUCCGGAGCAGUCUGUCUGAGAAGCGGGCACUCACCGACCCCAUCCAGGGGAGCACGUGCUCUGCGGAGUCUCUGGUGCGGAACCUGCAGUGGGCCAAGGCGCAUGAACUUCCAGAAAGCAUGUGUCUUCAGUUUCAGUGUGGCGUGCAGAUCCAGUUAGGAUUUGCUGCAGAGUUUUCCAACGUCAUGAUCAUCUAUACAAGUGUAGUCCACAAACCCCCUGAUAUAGUAAUGUGUGACACCUAUGUUACCGACUUCCCACAUGUCCUAUAUAUUGAUCCAAAAGACACAAAUAAAGGGACACCUGAGGAAACCGGCAGCUAUUUGGUGUCCAAGGAUCUCCCCAAACAUUGCCUCUACACCAGACUCAGCUCGCUGCAGAAACUGAAGGAACAGCUUGUCUUCACCGUGUGUUUGUCGUAUCAGUACUCAGGCCUGGAAGACACUGUAGAGGAGAAGCAAGAGGUGAAUGUUGGGAAACCCCUCAUCGCCAAGCUGGACAUCCAUCGAGAUCUGUCCUCCUUCCACACCUGCUUUACGUGUAGCGACCCAUACCCAAGCUCGGCCUCCAUGGCGGCGGGAAGUUACCAGUCACAGGAUCUCUUCUGUGGGGCUUACCAGUCACACCUGGGCAGUCCCAGCCAUGUGGUGCCAGCAGACAGCUGCCACUGCAGCCGGACUGCAGGCACCUUCCUGUCCAGUCACCAGAGCCACCACUAUUCCUGUCAGUUUGGCAGAAGCAACGUGCCUGUGGAGACGACAGACGAAAUCCCUUUCGGCUUCUCUGACCGGCUCAGGGUCUCUGAGAAAUGACCUCCUUGUUUUUGAGCGUGAGCCCCAUCACUCCUUUUCUCCUAUGCACCAAGUUCUCACUUGAAGUAAGGUACAGCCAGGGCAGCCAUGCAACUGUGUCAAGAGUCUGAGAACUUGUUAUUUAACUCAGGUUUCUCCCUCUUCAUCUCUCCUGCUUUGGAUUCUGUAAAUUGGUUUAUUUGUGCUGUAAAAAUGAAGAGAGGAGAGAGAGAGAGAGAGAGAGAGAGAGAGAGAGAGAGAGAGAGAGAGAGAGAGAGAGAGUGUGUGCAUGUGUCUGUGUGUGUGUGACAAAAUGUGAUGGUAUUUUUAUUCUGACCACUGUGAGGUAAGAACUGUGGGAAAGGUAUUGUGAUAGAAUAAGUUGUCAUAUUCUGAGAACCAAAAAGAAAACCUUGGUGGCCAUCACACUUGGCGCAAUUCCUCAGUUAAAGAUACGUUGAUGGCAUCUUGUCCAGGUGAGAGCCAGCUGUAGACUGGGACUCCCACAUUCUUCUCCAGUACCUGGUCCCCUGCAUCCUGCCUUCCUGACAGGUUCUACAAGGCAUUAUUUUUGUAGAUAGAUUGAAAGGUAGAAAUGUAAAUGUGAGUAUCUGUAUAUAAGUUAUAAAUAUGCAAACAAUCGUUUGUGGUUUUAAGACUGCUACAAAUAAUGGUUGAGAUUUGUGUGUAACUCUUUUAUAGAACGGACACCUUGCCUAGUGAUGAGGUUGUGAAAGCACCUUGGAGGCGGUGUAUUGUUUGUAUUAGAGCUACACAACAGGACCAGACUGCUGCUGGAUAAUUUUGUUCUCACCAACACUGGGCAUGUGUUUUCUUGUUAAAUUUUAUUGGCUUUUGAGAAGUAUUCUUAUCGCCUUUGGUUCUAGCUAGAAGCAAGUUUAAAAGGCAGCUAACAAUAACAGAGAGAUAUUGAUUGAUUUUAUUAAAGGUUAUUUUUGUGGAGGCAAAGGGGUUGAACAACAUUACAUGAUGCUCAGGAUCAAACCCGCACUUUUCACAUGCAGAGCAUGCCACCAGCCCCUCCCUGCCCUCAUUUAAGUAAUUCUGAAGCCUCACAUAGAGAAAAAUCUCAGGUCUGAUUGGCAUCACUGGAGUUUUCUAUCAGACAUUUGUAGAGUUAGCACCAAUCCUUUGCGAAAUCUCCAAGAACAGAAGAGGUGCAAACACUUCCAAACUCAUUUUAUGAGGCCAAUAUUAUUCUAAUACAAAACCAAAGUUAUCAUGAGAAAAAACACAGAUCAAAAAGUAUUAGAGGGGGCUGGAGCAAUAGUACAGCGGGUAGGGCAUUUGCCUUGCAUGUGGCCGACCCGGAUUUGAUUCCCAGCAUCCCAUAUGGUCCCCGAGCACAGCCAGGAAUAAUUCCUGAGGGCAUGAGCCAGGAGUAAACCUUGUGCAUCGCCGGGUAUUGACCAAAAAAGCAAAAAAAAAAAAAAAAGUAUUACAAAUAUAUAGGGGCUGGAUCAUCAACAAAAUACUUGCAAAUCAAAUCAAGCAACAAGAAUGCAAGGUUAGUUUGACUUCCAAAAAUAGAUACAAUAGGUGAAAGAUUCUUCUUAUUCACAGUAACUGUCUUCUGUCAAGUUACCAGGAUACAAAUUACAGAGCCUUUGCUCCUUACACAGAUGUGAUGUGUUUACAGCACACCUCAGAGAUUAUUACAUGUUUAGUUCUAGAACACUAUGAUAAAGAAACCAUCAUGAUAAAGCAAGUCAUACAAAUUUCUUCAUUUUCCUAUACAUAUAGCAAUUACAUUAUCAAAUGUUUUGUUUUUGAUUUUGUUGUUGAGCCACACCUGGCAGUGCUCAGGGCUUACUCCUGACUCUGGGCUCAGGGGUCACUCCCAGCAGAGCUCAGGGGACCAUAUGGGAUGCCAGGAAUAGAAUUGUUCUCACCAACACUGGGCAUAGCUUCCUUGAUAACAUGUGUUUUCUUGUUAAAUUUCAUUGGCUUUUAGGAAGUAUUCUUGUCACCUUUGGUUCUAGCUAGAAGCAAGUAGAUUAGUCACAUGCAAGAUACACCUUUCCGGCUGUACUGUCACUUUGACCUCGAUCUAUGAAGUGCGAUAACAUUGUAUCUAAAAGACAGAAUAGAAAGUUUAGGGCACUUGCCUUGGCAUGUGGCUGAAGAUGCAACGCUGCUUUGAAUCCUGGCAACACCCCGAAUCUGCAUACUGCCAGGGACAGUCCCUGAGCACAGAGCCACGAGUAGCCCCAGAGCAUGGCUGGGUGCAGCCCAAAAGCCAAGGCAAAACAAAGCAAAACAAAAAACCAGCAAACCCAGUGUCAUACUGUAAUUAAAUGUGACAUAAUCACAAAGUGAACACGUGCUGUUGGGAACAUGACAGUGCUGUGCUUGGUCCAUGGAGGGUUGCCACAGACCUUCGGUCUGCAAAACACACGAUAUCUACAAAGGGCAAUGGAACAAGUAUGCCAGUGUACAUGCCUCAAAUUCUAAUUUUAAAUCAUAAAAACAAUUUAUCCUGGUAUAUUUUGUUUCAUUUUCCAAAAGAAAAUGAGGAUCAGAAUUAUUAAAUGACCAUCUCCAGGCACCCCACUAACCUAGCAUCUGGGUUCAGAACCUUCCAGCUGGCCCCAGAGACAGAACUGGUUCCACUCUGCCCCACCCCUGCCUUCUCCAGCCCCUGCCUCAUCUGAAGAGGAGCUGAAACAAGGCAGCAAAGCAUUGACUUUUUCACCUUCACCUAAAAUCCACGGAUAAGGGAGCUGACUCUCGGAUCUUGAAUAAAGAGAACCAACUAUAUCACACUCAUGAGGGACCAGAGUACUUGUGUGGAAUGAGUACUGGCAAAAUACAGCACCUUCUCAUGACAAAAUAACCAACACACUAGGCACAAAAAGGAAUCUCGUAAAGUUGACAGAGGGCAUUCCCAACAACCCCUCAUCUAACAGACUUAGUGAAUUUUUCCCAAGAUCAAAAUAAGAGAAGGAUGUUUGUCCACACAUCUUCUCUGCAACACGGAACUUUCAGUGCUAAUGAGUGCAGUUAGGCAGGGAAGAGAAAUAAAAGGCAAGUAGUUCUUUCACAUGACAGUGUCCAUUUUUUUUUUCUUCAUGAUGCACAGGGAUUACUCCUGGCUCUGCACUCAGGAACUACUCCUGGCAGUGCUCGGGCGACCAUAUGAGCUGCUGGGAGUUGAACACGGGUCAGCCAUGUGCAAAGCAAACACCCUACCCGCUGUGCUAUUGCUCCAGCCCCAGGAUCAGUUGAUUUUUAGCAAGGCUGCUAAUACCAUCGGAGGAGAAAGAGCAGUCUGCCACAAAUGGCCAAAGGACAGCCGUGUGCUAACCUUAGAGCAUCUACAGAUUUUAUUCAAAUGGAGAGCAUGUAUUUAAGAGGGAAAACUGAAACUUUUACAAGAAAACACGUUAUCUCUGGGCCAAGCAGUGGUUCCUCUAGAUGCAACACCAAAGAAUGCCUCGCAUGUGUGAGACCUGGGUUUGAACCCUGCACCAGUUGUCCCUAACCCCAUGGUGGCCCCUGAGCAUGGCCAGAAGUGGCCCGUAGCACUGCUAAGUGUGGCCUCAACAACAUUAGAAAAAAAUGUAUUUUUAUAUAAAAACUCAAGCACCAACAGGAAACUAAUAAUUUUACUCCAUCAGGAUUAACUUUUGUACUCUCUAAACCACACCAUGAAGACAUGGAAAAGAUGGAGUGUUUUUUUUUUUUUAAUCUCUCAUGAGCAACUAGUAUCCAGACUACAGAAAAUACUUACAUGAAUUAAUAAUAGGACAGUGCUAUGUUCAGGCUUAAUCAUACUCACUGGAUGAACUUUGUGUGAUCGUGGAACUACUCAGUAUCUCCCUUCUCCAGCACCGCAGCCUCUAACUCAUGGAUGACUGGGUAGUUGAAAUAUAGUUCAUGUGAGGAAUUGCACUCUCUCUCUCUCUCUUUCUCUCUCUCUCUCUCUCUCUCUCUCUCUCUGAGACACUGUUUUGGGGUCACAACUGGUGGUGCUUACUCCUAGCUCUGUGCUCAGGGAUCACUGCUGGGGUUCUUGGAGGACCACAUAUGGUGCCUGGGAUUGAACCCAGACAGACCAGGAGCAGGGCAAGCGCCUUAGGCACUGUCCUAUCACUCCAGCCCUGCGUUUUCUCAUUUUAGAUUGUAUUUAAACAGCGGCAUGCCACUGAGGAGCCCCGCAGUCCCCAUGCUGCUGUGGAGAAUGGGGGUGGAGGUAGGAUGAAGGGACUUCUGCCUCAUGUUCAGCUCCUCUCUAUAUUCGCAUUGCUUUUUAAGAAAAUAUGUAUUUAUAGUUUUUUUUUAAAUUCUAAAAAUAACUUUAAAAGUAAGCCAGAGAGAUAGUAUGGGGCUCAGCUGCUCACUUUGCAUGCGGCCUGCCAGGUUUGAGCCACAGGAAUGAUCCCUGAACACUGCCGUGUGUGGCCCCAAAACCAAAAUAAAGUACUAAAAUA
This is a messenger RNA of Sorex araneus (European shrew), 7064 nucleotides long. RefSeq names its product MALT1 paracaspase (gene MALT1). The coding region runs from base 154 to 2631 and encodes 825 amino acids. Gene Ontology annotation, molecular function: cysteine-type endopeptidase activity. NCBI's taxonomy places the organism in Eukaryota, Metazoa, Chordata, Mammalia, Eulipotyphla, Soricidae. Gene Ontology annotation, biological process: proteolysis. The record is from RefSeq and is a predicted model, not a curated record. The transcript is spliced from 17 exons.